AUGGACAUUGACUAUAGGGAAUUUCAGAUUAAUGAUCUUUUAGUGGACAUACACUGGAAUCUUGAUAGCUUACAUAUAGUGUUUGGCAAUAAUCUUAAUGAUAACCUUCUCUGCCAAAGUUCUGUAAAUUAUGAGAUCAGUAAUCACUGGGUUUGGUUUCCCAAUUCCAAAGGAUCUAAAGUUGCUAAUAAGAUUUACUCUUUUUUCAAUCAUUGUAAGGGUUCUGCAGAUUCAUGGGAUGGUUGGGGCAAGAUUUGGAGGCUCAAUGUGGCUCCUCGUGUCAAACAUUUCACUUGGUUACUGUUGCAUAAUGCAGUCCAAACAAUGGAAUAUUUGUACCAUUUAAAUCUGGGUCCUCAGACCAUGUGCACAUUUUGCAACCUGCUUCCUGAGUCGGCUGAGCACCUCUUUCUUAAAUGCCACAAGUCUCAACAGAUUUGGAAUCUAACAUGUUCGAUCAUUGGCAAGCCUAUUAACCUGUCACAGGGAAUCUCAUCGGGGCUUUGGCUGGAUCAGGAGAUGUCGGGCAAUGAUUCACAUAUCCAAUCGGUGAUUGCAGCUACAGUUUGGUUCAUUUGGAAGGCCAGGUGUAAUCGUAUUUUCAAAUUGGAAGAGCUUGAUUGUCAACUGGUAUCGAUUAGAGCUACUGGUCACGUCAGGGAGUAUUCUUAUGCCUCUCCUUUGCAUUUGAGAAAUAAUUUCAUCAUACAUAAUUUCACUCAUGCUAAUAGUCCAAUCAUGAUGAUAGCCUAUGCUCAUAAUACUAAUUUAACUACUGCGGGUCUUGGUUUUGUGGUUUUUGAAUCUAAUUCCAGUAUGAUUUGUUCUGGCUGCUGUGGGAGUCCAGUGAUCACUGAUUUAGAAGCAACAGUCUGUGCCUUGUCUUUUGCCUUGCAGAGCAUUCAUAAUUGGGGCCUGAAUUGCUUUGUCAAGACAAUCCUGUCAUCAAGUGCUAUGCUUAUCACAAAAAUCCAACAGGAAACACUGACUGAGGACUGGAGGAUUGAUCUGCAGAUUCAGAAUAUUAAAAAGCUACUAGAUGAGAUGGGGUCUCCUUCUCUCCAUUCCAUCCCCUUGAGUUGGAACAGGGCUGCGUAUGCUCUUGCAUUACAUGGACUCCAGCACCAUGAAGUUUCUCUUUUCCACCGAGGUCAAGAUCUUCCCAGAUGGCUGAUGAAGAUUCUUAGACCCUUUGGUUUUUGUUAG
This is a messenger RNA of Dioscorea cayenensis subsp. rotundata (Guinea yam), 1206 nucleotides long. RefSeq lists its product as uncharacterized. The transcript has a single exon. The coding region runs from base 1 to 1206 and encodes 401 amino acids. The record is from RefSeq and is a predicted model, not a curated record. Gene Ontology annotation, molecular function: nucleic acid binding; RNA-DNA hybrid ribonuclease activity. NCBI's taxonomy places the organism in Eukaryota, Viridiplantae, Streptophyta, Magnoliopsida, Dioscoreales, Dioscoreaceae.